AUGCCAAGUCUGGACAAGUCCGACUUAAUACCAAGCGAUGAGAUCUCCUAUCAGCGAGUAGAAACCCCUCGCGCCACUGGGCUCGACAUCAAAGCCAAAAAAGAUGGCACCAGCAGCGAGUCCGACAGCUUGGAGCCCAAACUCCUGGACGAGGUCAUGAAUGGUGGUCCCACUCCCUUCAAGUUAGCAAGUUUGUACCGCUACGCCACACCUUUCGACAAAGUUCUGCUAGGAGUCGGGAUUGUUGCGACGGGGGCCAACGGUGCGUUGUUCCCGCUUUUGGCCAUUGUGUUUGGCGACGUAUUGUCGCAUUUUGCAUCGACACCCGUGGAUAUGGACAAGGUCAACAGUGCAGCGCUAGAUUAUCUGUAUAUCGCCGUCUUCAUGUUCAUCACGGACUACAUUUCGUACGUGGCAUUCUACUACAGCGCAGAGAGACAGAUGAAAAUAUUGAGAAGUGAAGCCUUGAAAUACAUGCUGUACAUGGACAUCAGCUGGUACGACGAGAACGACGCCCUGCAACUAUCGAGUCACUUGACUGGUGAUACAACGAUGCGAAUCAAGUCAGACUGGGCACAAAAGGUGUACGCUGAGGCUGGCUCGGUCGAAGAGGAGACGCUGGGGUCGAUUCGGACAGUGGCGUCGUUGAAUGGCGAACAUAAAGCCAUCACCAAGUUCGAGAACAAGGUGUUUGAAGCGGAAAAGGAAAAUAUCGCACUACACAAGAUGUCAUCCGCUGUGUUUGCCUUGUUCUUGGCCAGUAUUUGGGUUAUGUACUCAAUUGGCCUUUGGUACGGAGGCUGGAAGGCUUCGAAAGGUGACACGACACCCGGAGAUGUGUUUGCUGCGUUCUUCGCUGUCAUGAUGGGUACAGGUGCACUUGCACAGAUUUCUCCUAAUGUUACGGCGGUGUCCAAAGCUGCUGGUGCUGCAGAAGAGUUGUUUGCCAUCUUGGACACUGCGAGUGCUAUUAACGCCGAGAAGGAAGGCGAAGGAAUCAUCCCUGACAAGUGUGAAGGCAAAAUUGAGGCGGUGAAUGUCAAUUUUACGUACUUGAGUCGUCCUGACGCCCAGAUCCUGCGGGACUACAAUGUGACUAUCGAACCGGGUCAAACGGUGGCAUUUGCUGGUGCUAGUGGGGGUGGGAAGAGUACGUUGAUUGCGUUGAUUGAGAGAUUCUACGACCCCACGAGUGGCACGAUCUACCUUGAUGGUCGAGAUGUCAAGACGCUGAACGUCAAGUGGCUACGUUCACAGAUCGGUAUGGUCUCUCAGGAGCCGGUGCUAUUCGCGACGUCCAUCUUCGAGAACAUCGCUAUGGGUGGCGACAACGUGACUCGUGAAGAAGCCAUAGAAGCGUGCAAGCUGUCGAACGCACACAACUUCAUCAUGUCGUUACCGGAGAACUACGAUACGCUGGUUGGAGAGAAGGGUGUGUCUCUUUCUGGCGGUCAGAAGCAACGUGUAGCCAUCGCUCGUGCUAUCGUACGUAAGCCGAAUAUUUUAGUGUUGGAUGAGGCCACGAGUGCUCUAGACACCGAGAGUGAGAAGAUCGUUCAGGCGGCAUUGAACAAUCUGAUGGCCACGACGAACAUGACGACGCUGGUGAUCGCUCACCGAUUAAGUACGGUUCGAAGCGCUGACAAGAUCGUCGUGCUGAACGAGGGUCACAUCGUGGAGAGCGGCACUCAUGAUGAGCUACUGAAGAUCGAGCACGGUAUUUAUCAGAAACUGUACCUUAUCCAGGAGCUGCGUUCACUAGAAGAACACAGAACCUACAGAUCCUACCUCAGCGACUUGUACGACAACGUAGAGUUGUACGGUAUCUUGUAUCUCGUUGGCGCUGCUGUGAUCGCGAUCUUCAUGUACAUGCAGACUUACUGCUUUAAGUUUAUCGAGGAAAAGACGACGACGCGUCUCCGUAACACGAACUUCGAGAGUCUCUGUCGACAGAACGUUGGGUUCUUCGAUGAAAAAGAGAACGCGACCGGUGCGCUGACGGCUGACCUCGCCACGAACGCCACCAAGGUUGCAUUACUGUCCGGUGACUCGCAAGCUCGUGUGUUCCAAGCCAUCUUCACGUUGAUCGCGGCUUUGGUGAUCUCGUUUGGCUUCGGGAGCUGGCUAUUGUCUCUCAUCAUGUUGGCUAUUAUGCCGUUCUUGCUGUUUGGGCAUAUCGCUCGUAUGAAGCAAAUGCAAGGCGGAGGUUUAAUCUCGGACGAUUUGGCCAUCCCAGGCGCCCAUGCGUCCGAGGUUCUCAGCAAUAUUCGAACUGUUGCUGCUCUGGGGAUUGAAAAGAGAUCUGCUGACGUUUUCGAUGAGUUACUGGAAGAACCGCUCCAGAAAGGCAGCAAGGAGGCGCAGAUUAAUGGCGCAUCGCUUGGUUUCAGCUCGUUCAUUAUGAUGGCGACGUACUCACUCAUCUUCUGGUUUGGAGCCAAGAAGGUGAAUGACGGAUCGGUUGGAUUUACGGAGAUGAUGCGAACUCUCAUGGCAAUUAUGAUGUCAGUUCAAAUUGUCAGUGGUGCCUCGUCCUUUAUGGGGGAUGCACCGAAGGCGUUCAAGGCCGGAUCGACUAUCUUUGCUAUCCGUGACCGAGUUACUCCGAUCGAUUCUUUUGAUCCAGAUGGGCUUCGUCUGCCUAAGGUCGAAGGGCGUUUGGAGUUCAAGGACAUCUCGUUCCGGUACCCGACGCGUCCGGAGAUCAACGUGCUUAAGCACUACACCCUCACUAUCGAGGCAGGUCAGACUGUGGCGUUCUGUGGACCCAGUGGCGGCGGCAAGAGUACUAUUAUUUCGCUCAUCGAGCGCUUCUACGACCCUGUGGUGGGUGAAGUUCUAUUGGACGGCCACAAUAUUAAGGACCUGAACUUGGGUUGGCUACGUAGUCAGAUUGGACUGGUGGGUCAGGAGCCCACGCUCUUCAUUGGAACCAUCGCUGAGAACAUCGCGUACGGCUUGGCAGAGCAGCCGAGUCAGCAACAGAUCGAAGAAGCUGCCAAGAUGGCCAACGCGCACGACUUCAUCACGCAGUUCCCGGCCGGCUACGCCACUCAGGUAGGGAUGAAGGGGGAGCAGUUGUCGGGAGGGCAGAAGCAGCGUAUUGCCAUUGCUCGAGCUAUUUUGAAGAACCCGAACGUCUUAUUGCUGGAUGAAGCCACGAGCGCGCUGGAUUCGGAGAGCGAAAAGGUGGUACAGGAAGCGCUGGACAAGGUGGUGGCGUUGAAGCGACGGACAACUAUCGUCAUUGCUCAUCGGUUGUCGACGAUUCGCCGCGCUGACAAGAUUUGUGUCGUGAGCGGUGGCAAGAUCGCGGAGCAGGGCACACACCAGGAGUUGUUGCAGCUGAAUGGGAUCUACGCUGGUCUCGUGGAGUCUGCGUCGAUGUGA
This is a messenger RNA of Phytophthora infestans T30-4, 3390 nucleotides long. Its product is annotated as ATP-binding Cassette (ABC) Superfamily. Gene Ontology annotation, biological process: transmembrane transport. Gene Ontology annotation, molecular function: ATP hydrolysis activity; ABC-type transporter activity; ATP binding. Gene Ontology annotation, cellular component: membrane. The record is from RefSeq and is a predicted model, not a curated record. NCBI's taxonomy places the organism in Eukaryota, Oomycota, Peronosporomycetes, Peronosporales, Peronosporaceae. The coding region runs from base 1 to 3390 and encodes 1129 amino acids. The transcript is spliced from 3 exons.